AUGGCCUACGUUAUGUUGUAUGUAGACGAAAUCAUCCUCAUCACCUCCACUCAGGUCCUCCGCCAAUCAAUUAUGUCACUCUUAGCAUCUGAGUUUACAAUGAAGGAUUUGGGCCCUCUGAUUUACUUUAUGGGUAUUGCAGUAUCUCGUCAUCCUGAUGGCAUAUUUCUCAGUCAAAGCACUUAUGCUUCAGAGAUCAUUGAACGUGUUGGCAAGGCGUCUUGUAAACUAUCAACCACUCCAGUUGACACCAAGCAGAAACUUAGCACCUCCUCCGACACUUCUUAUGAGGAUCCCUUCUUUUAUCGGAGUCUUCCAGGGGCCCUACAGUAUCUCACCUUCACUCAACCUCAUAUAUCAUAUGUUGUUCAACAAGUUUGUCUUCACAUGCAUGCCCCUUGCACGAAACACAUGAUUGCUCUUAAGCGCAUCUUGUGUUAUGUUCAUGGCACCUUACAUUUUGGACUACACUUAUCUCCAUCUCCCAUUAUAAAGCUUAUCUCCUACACUGAGGCUGAUUGGGGUGGAUGUCCUGACACCAGACGUUCUACAUCUGGUUAUUGUGUUUUUCUAGGUGACAACCUUAUUUCUUGGUCUUCCAAAAGGCAGCCAACUCUCUCCUGUUCCAAUGCUGAAGCCGAAUAUAUGGGGGUUGCCAAUGUUGUCUCCGAAUCGUGUUGGAUUCACAAUCUUCUCAUGGAACUUAAUUUUCCUAUUCCUCAUGCCACUUUGAUGUAUUGUGACAAUGUUAGUGUCAUCUAUUUAUCUGGUAAUCCUGUGCAGCAUCAACGCACUAAGCAUAUUAAGAUGUACAUUCAUUUUGUUCGGGAAAAAGGUGAAGAAAAAAUAUAUUUAAGUUAUGAUAGUUUGUAUUUAUCCAAUUUAGAGAUUGUUAUAGCCGAUGACAUUCACACUAGACUUAUGGACACAAUUAAUAAUUAUGGACUUCCAAAGCACAAGUUAAAAUUUAAAUUCGGGGUACUAGUAAUGUUAUUAAGAAAUAUUGAUCAGUCUUUAGGAUUGUCCAAUGGAACUCGACCGAUAAUCACCAAGAUGGGAGAAUACGUUGUUGAAGGAAAGGUUAUCUAA
Lathyrus oleraceus (garden pea) is the source of this 1089-nucleotide messenger RNA. RefSeq lists its product as uncharacterized. The transcript is spliced from 2 exons. Bases 1 to 1089 code for a protein of 362 amino acids. The record is from RefSeq and is a predicted model, not a curated record. Lineage: Eukaryota; Viridiplantae; Streptophyta; Magnoliopsida; Fabales; Fabaceae.